UGCGCUCAGUGACUGCCACGUACUGGUUGACGUUGACAGUUUGGACGACGCUUCCUGAUGUUGGCAACCGGGUCUAGCUAGGCUAGCUAACAGAUUUUCGUUUCACGGUUUGGAGGAAACCUGUGAAAUACAGCGUGGUCAAGUCGUCUGAUUCAGUGGUGGGAGCAGAAGAGGUCAGACGGCAACAUGAACGGCCAGCUGGACCUGAGCGGGAAGCUCAUCAUCAAAGCCCAGUUGGGCGACGACAUCAGACGCAUUCCUAUCCAUAACGAAGACAUUACUUACGAUGAGCUGGUGCUGAUGAUGCAACGUGUCUUUAGGGGAAAGCUGCAGAGUAAUGACGAGGUUACCAUCAAAUACAAGGAUGAAGAUGAUGACCUCAUCACCAUCUUUGACAGCUCUGACCUCUCCUUUGCAAUCCAGUGCAGUAGAAUACUCAAAUUGACUUUGUUUGUGAAUGGUCAGCCGCGGCCUUUGGAGUCUAGUCAGGUGAAGUACCUGCGCAGGGAGCUCAUUGAGCUCAGAAAUAAAGUCAACAACCUCCUGGAUAGCCUGGAGCCCCCUACAGAUCCUGGUCUUGCUGCCACAGCACUGGACAGUGAAUCAGUGGAUGGACGUGAAGGCAAAGUGAUGGCUGCAGAUCACACAGUGAAACUGGCCACACCAGUCAGCGCAGCCAGCAUGUCUGCCUUCGACCCGCUAAAAAACCAGGACGAGGUCAGCAAGAAUGUCAUCUCCGCUUUUGGUCUGAGUGAGGACCAGGCCCCAGCUCCUCCAGCAGUCGCACCAGAGGAGCGCUCAGGAACCCCUGACAGCAUUGCCUCCUCCUCGUCCGCAGCCCCUCAGCCAGGAGUGCCCCCCCAGCCACAGGCUCCAUAUCCUGGAGUACAGCAGGGACCCCCAGCUGGCAUGGAUGGUCAGGUGUACCAGCAGUACCAGGCUCCAGGUGGAUACCCGCCUCAGCAACCAGGUGCCCCACCACAGCAGCAGUACGGUAUGCAAUAUUCUGGAUACAGCACUCAGCCUGGAGCCCCUCAGCCUGGCCCACCACAGCAGCAGCCGCAGCAGCAGUUUCAGAACUACGCACCUCCUGCCUCCCAGGCUCCGGCCCCCGUUCCGGCUCCAGGGUUUCAAGGGGGCCAGCAGCAGCAGCAGCAGCAGCAGCAGCCCCAUCCAUCCCAGGGCGCCCAGCAGUAUCCACCAGGAGCCUUCCCUCCCCAAAACUAUACCUCCCAGGCCACCCAGCCUGCCAACUACAGCCUGCCACCCAGCUCCCAGCCUGCCUCAGGGUACCAACCGCGCCCAGGAUACACCCCGCCUCCAGGCAACACCGUCACCCCUCCACCAGGAGCUGCUAACCCAUACGCCCGCAACCGCCCCCCUUAUGGCCAGGGCUACACUCAACCAGGUCCUGGAUACCGGUAAAAGAGGAUAGCGGAUGUUACUGAUCCUCACACACACCCUAAACCCCCUACAAUAUAUGUGGUUCCAGCUGUUUGGAGUGGGCGCAGGAAAUAUGGUUUACUGCUCUACGCCCCUCACCCACCACCCUCGUCCAAAUAUAAAACAAGCAACUCUCCAAGUCUGAUGGUUUGUGUUUGUAUGCUGUCAAUCCAACAUGCCACUCUGUUCUGACCCUGGUGUAUGUCUCUUGUGUUAUUUUCCCCCUCUUCUCCUGUCACCAACACUUCACCCUAUUGUAUCUGUCAUUGUAAAAAUGUAGCCAGUCUGUAUGCACGCACCUGGGAAACCAAAACAGGCUGUUGCACAAACUGUUCUUUACAUGGUAACAUUUCAUUUUGCGCGCAAGAUCAGCAUCCACAUUUGGAAUUUUUCAUACGUAACAAUGACAAAACAUCUCAACAAGUUGUGUUGAGUUUAUCGUGUAUAGAUGCAUUUACAAGGCACAGAUCUAAAUGAAAAGUUACCCCUUUGUCUGUUUUUUCCUUUUAUUUGAUUAAUUUCACCACCAUGUCGGUAUUAAUGAUAUGUCAAUGAAACUGCCCCAUGUUGGGAACACUAGCUAAUUGAUGGCUUGUGGGAGGUGUAGAUCCCAUAGUCAUAAGGAAGGUUUCUUUCAUUUAGCUUAUAUCACAUCCAGUAGAAGCUUGCUAUUCCUGUCUUUCUCCUUAUCUUAUCACUGGUUUUUACUAAUAAAUUAAAAUUCCACCUUCAAGUGAGAUUAGUCGUUUAUGUAUAAACUGUAACAUUUUUUUUCUUGAACCUAAUAAAUGAUUGAGACCCA
Messenger RNA from Micropterus salmoides (largemouth bass), 2245 nucleotides. RefSeq names its product trafficking from ER to golgi regulator (gene tfg). The transcript is spliced from 8 exons. Lineage: Eukaryota; Metazoa; Chordata; Actinopteri; Centrarchiformes; Centrarchidae. Gene Ontology annotation, cellular component: endoplasmic reticulum exit site. The coding region runs from base 187 to 1425 and encodes 412 amino acids. The record is from RefSeq and is a predicted model, not a curated record. Gene Ontology annotation, biological process: endoplasmic reticulum to Golgi vesicle-mediated transport; COPII vesicle coat assembly. Gene Ontology annotation, molecular function: identical protein binding.